GUUCGCCCUUACGGCUUGUCAUUCUUUUGCCUUUGGCUGUGUCGCUCCUUUGCAACACCCACACUCGCUAUCGAUACCAUCGUCAGUCUUUCCUGUGCAUACCAAUUCAAGAACAAGGCAACAGAUCGGAAGUCCGGGCGGUUGAGGAAAGGAUCCAUUCAUCCACAGUCACCAGUCACCACUACACGCCUGCCAAGAGUAUCCUUCACUGGAUAUCCGCUCGUCAUACUCGAACAGUAAAAAGAACAGGCUUUUAGAGAACACAACGGAAUCGCUCUCGAAACAACAAAUCAAGGACUACACUUCAUAUUCAGCCCCUGAUAUCGCCAACCGCCCAUAUCAACCAUGAAGUCUACGACCACCUUCUCCCUUGCUGCGGCACUCCUCUCUGGAUCCGCCGAGGCAUUCUGGCGCAUGCCCUGCCACUCCAGGACUGCGUUUCUCCGUCUCGAUCCCAUUGUCGACCCUGGUGUCGCAUCCUCCCACGGACACGUCAUUCACGGUGGUAGCAACUUUGGCGAAUCGACUACCUACAAAGACUUGCGCGAGUCUAACUGCUCGUCUUGCCAGUUCCCUGAUGACAAGUCCGCCUACUGGACACCCUCCCUUCACUUCGCCCACACCAAUGGCAAGACUGAGGUCGUUCCCCAGAUCGGUGGUAUGCUCGCAUACUACCUCUUGCUCGGCGACAACAUCCAGCCCUUCCCCGAGGGUUUCGAGGUCCUCGCCGGUGACUCUCGCAUGCGCAACUUCACUGGCGCCGUUCCCGACCCGCCAACAUCGUCCUGGGCCGCUGAGGACAUGACCCAGGAGUCGCUCAUGCAGAAGUCUCUUGGCUUCAACUGCCUCAACUACAACCGCGCGCCCGAGGGCUCUCGUUACCGCCACUUCAUGCCUGACAAGGACUUCCUUGACGCCAACUGCGCCAACGGUAUCCGCGCCGAGAUCUUCUUCCCCUCGUGCUGGAACGGUAAGGACGUCAAGUCCGAUGACCACAAGUCGCACGUCGCAUACCCCAACUUGAUCGACGGUGGCAAGUGCCCCGAGGGUUACGAGACCCGUCUGCCCUCCCUCUUCUACGAGACCAUCUGGAACACAUACGCCUUCAAGGGCAAGUCUGGACAGUUCAUCUGGUCCAACGGCGAUCCCACUGGCUACGGUUACCACGCAGACUUCAUCAACGGCUGGAACACCGAUACCCUUCGCGCCGCCGUAAACGACUGCACAAACCUCUCCGGCCGUGUCGAGGACUGUCAGCACUUCACCAACCUGCAGACCGAGGCUGUGCAGGGCGAGUGCAAGAUUGAAGACAUCCCCACCGCGCUCCUCGACGAUGACUGCGGCGGCCCGUCCAACGGACUCUGCGGUAACGUUCCCGUCCAGUACGGUCCCGAGUACGCUUCUGCCCUCCAGCCCGGCGCAACUGAGAAGCCCACCGGCGGCGUAAGCAUCACCAGCGUCGCGCCCGUGCCCACACAGAGCUACGCGCCCGCCCGCUCCAAGAACAGCUACGGCAUCAGCGUGUACAACGUCAAGACCUCUGCCAUUCCCGGCCCGUAUAACACUGACUCUCUCGAGGUCAUCAAGCCCAGCAAGCCCGCUGUUGAUGUCCCUGCGGCGCCCGCUGUUACUCCCAGCCCCAGCCUCGAGGAUGCUGCGGAUCCCGUUGCCAACAUCAUCAGCACCAAGAUUUACACUGAAGGUGGCAUUGUGUACGAGGUUGCGAUCGAGGAGAUCGUUGUUACGACCACUGUUGACUCUGCGUACCGCAGAAGACACGCUCACGCGCACCGUCGUCGUGCUAUCAACUAGGCUUCACACGUCUAGUGUGUGGUUUGGCGAUGAGUAUUCUUGUCAUAAUACGGCAUAGCCAGCGUUGCUUAUAAAACUUCCUUCUCAGC
This is a messenger RNA of Didymella exigua CBS 183.55, 1901 nucleotides long. RefSeq lists its product as uncharacterized. The coding region runs from base 346 to 1812 and encodes 488 amino acids. The record is from RefSeq and is a predicted model, not a curated record. The transcript is spliced from 3 exons. Lineage: Eukaryota; Fungi; Ascomycota; Dothideomycetes; Pleosporales; Didymellaceae.